Molecule: messenger RNA, 1400 nt
Organism: Opisthorchis viverrini
Lineage: Eukaryota; Metazoa; Platyhelminthes; Trematoda; Opisthorchiida; Opisthorchiidae
Exons: 8
Coding region: 1-1236 (411 amino acids)
Biological process (GO): regulation of alternative mRNA splicing, via spliceosome
Cellular component (GO): nucleus
Source: RefSeq, a predicted model, not a curated record
AUGGAGGUUAAUCCGGUGUUAUAUCUCGAACAUAAUGACUACCCCAUUUCUCUAAUUGAAUCACUGAUGGCAGUCAUCAUCAUUAUCGACAGCAUGACAUCAGUGUUCAACACCGAUGCUUCACUGCCGUACAACCAUGACUUUUUUGAAAGCCUUAUCGUAAAGAAAAGAUCGCCACAUGUUCCAACCCCCAACUUGGAGGGCCAGGAGACUGUGUUCGUCAGACCUCUAAUCAUUGACCAACCUGGUAUGAGAGACCCUUCCAUCCUAUGGAUGUAUCGAGAAUGGAGACAGAGUCAUGCGAAUCGGCAACGUCAUCCAGUAACCAUGGGCCAGAAGUGUAAGUUUUCUCGCAUAACUUGUAUUUCUGUCAGUACUGAGUCAUCGACUGUUGGAGUGUUGCAGGAAAAGCUUCGCUUAAUUGAAGCUGAGAAAGAAGAUCUUAUGCGACAGCUUCAGCUAACCAUGGAAGAACAUGCACGUCAAAAAGAAAUAUUAAUCGCACGCUACGUAAAUGCGGAUUACUUGUUGUCGCAGUGUGAAUCCCUUCUACCCGUGAAACGCAUGCCCUCCUGCAAACCACAUUCGAUGAGUAUCCAGUCGUGGGACACUCCGCUUGUCUGUCGGCAUUUACUCGAACCGGCUAGCAAUUUAGUUUACAGUAGGAUGUGUUCAGCCAUAAAAGAUGCGCAGCUCCGAGUCAGGCAAAGCAAUGAUGAUUUGAUUGCCUGGAAGUUUGAUCCCGAAAGCCCCAGUGGAAAACGGUUGAUGUCUCGCAUGCGACAUUUGUUAAAUGAGAACGAGGCGCUUGGUCGCGCAAAUCAGGCAGAGCGCAUCGCCGUGCUAGAAAGGGAGGCUGAAGCCCAAACGAAUUGCAUCAAAGAGUUCAGCAAAACUCAUGAAGGAAUCGAGAGUGUACUUGAAGAAGCCUACACUGAUUUGGAAGGUCUUCAGACAAGCCUGUUGCAGUUGCAUCAGCAAAUUAACCAGGCGGAGUCCGUAGUUGAAGCAUUGCAGGCUGAACUAGAGAUACAUGAGCCUGGCCGUGUAGCUGAACUGAUGAAGGCAGUAUGGGAGAAAUUGGAUGAUUCCAAGGUCGAACAUCAAGAGCCAGAUCCCAACCAAUUUGAAGCAACUGAGGCAAAAACAGUCUGUAAGGAAGAACAAGCUGAUGAUACAUUACAGACUAGCAACUCAUCGGUUGCAGAAGCUGUUCCUGUUGGAACGGCGGAAUGAUUUCACAAUCUUAAUCUACCGCGUUCUGUAAAUAAUUCCUUUUAUUUUACUUAUUUUUACGUAUUGGGUGAAUGACUAUCCACUUGUUAUUUACCCUCGGGUUCGCUUGUUUCUGUGACGCAAGCGGGGUCUGUGAUGACUUCUUGUUAACGCUGCCUUUCUGC